AUGCUGCUGCCCAAUGCCACAGCUAUGACGCCCUUGCUGAUCACCCUGGGGCAGGAGAUGACCCCACAGGGCAGCAGCGCGUCAAGCCCAGCCCACAGGUCCCCGCCAAGUGACGACGGCGAGCUGGAGGCGCUCUACAUCCUCAUGGUGCUGGGCUUCUUCGGCUUCUUCACUCUGGGCAUCAUGCUCAGCUACAUCCGCUCCCGGAAGCUGGAGCACUCCCACGAUCCCUUCAACGUGUACAUCCAGUCCAAUGACUGGCAGGAGAAGGACAAGGCGUACGCCCAGGCCCGGGUCCUGGAGAGCUACAGGGCAUGCUACGUCCUUGAAAACCAUCUGGCCAUGGAACACCCCAACGCACACCUGCCUGGGCUGCAGCCUGCAGCCUGA
This is a messenger RNA of Ochotona curzoniae (black-lipped pika), 390 nucleotides long. It is a transcript of the gene KCNE1, whose product is annotated as potassium voltage-gated channel subfamily E regulatory subunit 1. NCBI's taxonomy places the organism in Eukaryota, Metazoa, Chordata, Mammalia, Lagomorpha, Ochotonidae. Gene Ontology annotation, cellular component: membrane. The record is from RefSeq and is a predicted model, not a curated record. The coding region runs from base 1 to 390 and encodes 129 amino acids. The transcript has a single exon. Gene Ontology annotation, molecular function: delayed rectifier potassium channel activity; transmembrane transporter binding; voltage-gated potassium channel activity involved in ventricular cardiac muscle cell action potential repolarization. Gene Ontology annotation, biological process: negative regulation of delayed rectifier potassium channel activity; regulation of ventricular cardiac muscle cell membrane repolarization; ventricular cardiac muscle cell action potential.